GGCACUUGUAAAAACGCCUCUAAUUCCAUGUAGCAACCCUCUGACGCAUGCGCGCUGCGCGAGGUCGAUAGCGGCAAGCGUCAGUACGCGGCGCGCCGCCCCCCGAGCGCGCCGCACGGUAUCAUGACGCGGGCCCCGCUCGCGCUGUGCCUCCUCGCCGCUAUAACCCUCAGCUAUGCCGAGAAGAGUAAAUUCUAUUACAUGGACUCCUUAUGCAAGGACCAUUUCUUGCAACGGCAAUACCGCAAGCUGGACGGCGGCGUGCUCUGGUCGCGGAACGAGCGCAACCUGGACUGCACGGUGACGUUUCAGACGCACAGCAUCCUGCAGCGGUUCAUCCUGCACUUUGACCUGCUGCAGCUGGACUGCAACGACCAUCUGUAUGUUUAUGAUGGAGCGCAUGAUACGGCGCCGCCGAAGGCCGACCUGUCAUGCCGCAACACGAAACAGCAAGUAUCAGUGCUGUUCACUAGAAGCAACUUCGUGACGCUAAAGUACGUCACGGACAACUGGGGCACCGACGCCAAUGGGUUCAAGCUUGUCAUCACGGCAGUUAAGGACCCUAAACACGGGUGCAAAGAGUUCAGAUGUGAACAGAGCAAAUUCUGCGUGAGCGCAGACUUGACAUGCGACGGUGUGGACCAUUGUGCUGAUGGGUCUGAUGAAAACACCGCUGCACUAUGCCCAGAGAUUGGCGGCAGCGGCGGACGCGGCGCGUGGGUGGUGGUGGCGGCGGCGAGCGGCGCGAUGCUACUGCUGGCCGGCGCUGCUGGCGCGUGCUGCGCGUGCAGAAGGCGUGCAGACCGGCGCACGCAUCUACAGUUGCAACAACUGGCGUCGAACGGCGCCAAGCCCGGCUCACCGGCCACCGUGCUGCCGGGAAACUGGGCGCUCCCUGCGGGCCCGCGCGGGUACCUGGCGCGCCCGGGCCGCCUCCGGGCGCGGGCGCUGCGCUGAGCGCCCCGCACAAGGACGAGUGGUUCGUCUGAGGCGGCCCGGCCGGGCCCGCAGGGCGGGGGCGCCGUACCGGCCCCCUACACUUACAACACGAGCACUGGACGUGAAAUAUUGCAGUUUGUGAAAAAAAACAACGGGGUGCACUCCGGGAGUGCCGGCAGUAGUGAAAACUCAACGACAUUGUAACUCAAAAUAUGAAUAACAGCGCCAUCUAGUGCAAAAUAUCUGCAGCACUAUGUAUGACUUACUUGACUUACUACGGUUAUAUUAAUACCAGUUUAAGGGAAACUUACUAGAUGGCAUUUAAAUAAAAAAACAAUGACAUUGUCCAUCACACAUGACGUCACGCGUGACGCGUUACGCUGUCUCGAGUUUAUCAUUUUUUCCCCACCUCAAAAAGUACACAGCGCCGCUAAAGAAGUUUUCACUUCAAAAAUUACUCUGAUUAAUGACUUAGCUCAUCAGACUGAUCAAGGGGCUGGCUGGCCAAGUGACAAUAGAAAACUACUACAUUUCACUUUUCGAUCGGCAUUUGUCGAUGUACAAUUGUCAUCUUGGCUAGUCCCCUAGAUCUUUCCUGUGACGUAUUGUACUUCACCAUCAUAUACAAGAGCGGCCAAGGUGCUUAAAAAUAUCUGAACGUGCACUUAAACGUCUUUACAAAUUAAUGCUUUGUUGAGAUAUUUUUGAACACCUUAGCUGCUUCAAUAUAUCUGGCGGCUAAUGUAACUUAUGAGUUUUUUUCUAUGAACUGUAAUAUUCUAUAACAACUACCCUCUUUUCAGUAAAUAUAACACGAUUGAAAAAGUGCAUACAUUUUUGCGAUUUUUUAUGCCUUUUUUCACUAUUGCUAUCGAUGGAUACUGAAAAGUCUGAUUUCAUUACAAUCAUUGUACAUCAAUUCUGCAUACAAAUUGAAUGCCGAAUUGGUGUGAAUCGUUAUAUAUGAACUGUAAAAGCUUGAAACAUUAUUUUAUUCCCAAAAAUACAUAAUUUAUAUUCAUCUUUACGUUUAUAUGUUGUGAAACUCGAUAAUUUCUCAAUGUAUAAAAGUAUUUUAAAAUAAAUGUAAAUCGCGUAUGAAGGGGAUGAAAUUAUGUUUGAAGUUUCCAAACGUUAGAGUGUAAUAUACAAGCAGAGCCGUGAGUGCAACUAAUUUGCACGCAACCACCUGCAAUGUAGUUGUAUGAUGGAAGACUGCUAUUAAGGAACGUCGAGGGCACACAAUAGGUCUUUUUUAUAAUGUUGUCUUUGAAAUAAAAAUAUCUAAAGAAUCA
This is a messenger RNA of Cydia splendana, 2234 nucleotides long. RefSeq lists its product as uncharacterized. The record is from RefSeq and is a predicted model, not a curated record. Gene Ontology annotation, molecular function: protein binding. The transcript has 7 exons. Bases 124 to 957 code for a protein of 277 amino acids. NCBI's taxonomy places the organism in Eukaryota, Metazoa, Arthropoda, Insecta, Lepidoptera, Tortricidae.